UAAACCUAUAAACUAUGGAGAAUUUCAAACAUACACACAAGUAUUAAAAAUAGUAUAAUGAACACAUGGGCUGAAUAAAUGAGUCAGUUGUACAAAGCAGCCCCCCCAAAACACCUGGAACUUUUGUUGAACCCUCCCUCUCAUGGAGAGUUUGCUACUGUGAGGAUGUUUUGGGUUUUGUCUUGGACCUGGGAUGUUCUAGCUGCACUUCACCAUCUAGGCCCUCAGCCAUCAGUGUGACUUCAGUUCCCAUCUGCAGGCCAUAUAUACAAGGAGGAUUGGUAGAUACAAACAAGUAGAAAUUAGUGUAGAUGCCUUUUCCCAGUUACAGAGAUGAGGAGCUGAGCUUGGGGUGCAAAGUGGUCUUUGCGCCUAAGAGUUUUGCUCUGGUUCAGCAUCCCCCUCAGAUGCACUAUUGUCCUGAAAGCAGUCACUUUGAGCAGAGAUGUUGGACACUGGGUGAUACCUAGAGAAGGCUGGGAACAUGAGUCGUACAGGUAGUAAUUGCCAUAGGUAUUCAGAGGAGAAAGAAAUUAAUCCCGACUGGGAAAGUGAAAGGCUGUUCUCAAGGAAUGUCAUGGUGAGUCUGCUCCAUUUCCAUUGACCUUGUGUGUUUGAUCCUUAUGCCUAUUCCUAAUGGAAAAAAUACAGAGCUAAUGGUUAGUGAAUACCCUGGGAUGGUUGCCUACUAGAGCUGAAUUCUGGUCUUGACUUUUAGCUCUGGGACCUGUGCUAACGAAGGCUUCUAGGUGGAAUGCUUUGCUGGUCAGAAUUGGCUUUGUGGGGAGAGAGCUACCCCUAGUGGGCCUGCGUGAAGCAUUCUUGGAAGGCCAACUUUUCCUUACCCUGCCCCUGAAUGAGGUGUUUUGUUUUGGUUUUGUCUGUGACAUGGACCUAAUGUAAACCUUAGCUAAGAGGACACCAGGAUGGGGGAUGUAUCUAUUCCCCUAAAUUCCCAAAGUGGGAAACUAAUUUAUUCUCAAUUGUUUUUUUUUUUUUUUUAUAAUCAAAUACACACGACAGUUUAUCCCCUUUCCUCCAUGUUCUGGCACUUGAAGAAGUUAACGCUAUCAGGAUUGGGUCUGAAUUGAGGGCAGUAGUUACGAAGCUAAAGAAAAUGGAGUGCUGUGGGGCACUGAUGGGGCAGGGCAUUGACAGGGUGGUAAUAUGGGGUAUAAACCUGGGAGCUCGUAGUAAACAUGUUUCUGGGAGAUCAUCCAUGUCAUACCAUUUACUCUCAAAUACUUGAUUCAUGAAGAAAUGGACGAGAGUAUGGUGGUGUUAUGACUGUAGUUUUACUCAGAUUAGGUGAGAGGCGAUGGGGCCCCUGGUUUGGCUAGCAUUGUAAUCACAUCACAGAACUUUUGCCUUCCCCAGCAGUAGAAUAGUAGAAGAAGAAUUAUUAUUAUGAAGGCACAGUAGCUUCUAACACUUAGUGAGUGCUUCCCAUGUGGCAGGCACUAAUAAGUACUACACAUGCGUUCUUUCAUUUAAGCCGCAGGUUAGAAACUUGCCCGAGUUCACAAAGCUUAGGCAAAGAGAGGACUGAUUUUCGACUCCAGGCAGUCUGAUUUCAGAGCCUGGACUCUCAACUACUUCUCUUUAUGGCUGAGUCUCACUGGCCUGCCUUUCUCUCCAAUGUUAUGAUGUUGCUGUUUUUCAGGAACAGAGGUCCCUUUGCUGAGUCUAUAGCCACAGACCUGAAGUGAGAGCCAUGUUUCUUUUGUUUCAACCUUGGGAAUGUUCUUUCUAUACCAAUUUUUUUAAUAUUAGUUACCAUUUAUUCAUGACCUACUCUAUUUUAGCACCUUUGAUACAGUAUAUUCAGACCUUAUGACCACAAUGUAACAUAAAUAACUAUGUAUACUGAUGUUUUUUAAUUUUUCUGUGCUCACAGCCCUUUUUGAAAAUCUGAUGGCAGCUUUGGAUCUUCUUUCUAGAAAAAUUCACUUAUGCACAUACACAUAAUAUUGCACACAACUUCGGAAGUGGCUUCUAGGACCUACUGGAGCCUAUCUUCUAGCAGUCCGUGGACUCCACGGACUCCAAGGGAAGAAUGCAGACGAUCAAAUGUGUGGUUGUAGGAGAUGGGGCUGUAGGUAAGACUUGCCUCCUCAUCAGUUACACAACAAAUGCCUUUCCUGAGGAGUAUAUCCCCACUGUCUUUGACAACUAUAGCACCCAGACAUCUGUGGAUGGCCAAAUCGUCAGCCUGAACCUGUGGGACACAGCUGGCCAAGAGGAGUAUGACCGACUGCGAACGCUCUCCUACCCCCAGACCAAUAUCUUUGUCAUUUGUUUUUCCAUUGGCAACCCAUCCUCUUACGCCAAUGUGAGGCAUAAGUGGCACCCAGAGGUCUCCCAUCAUUGCCCCAAUGUUCCUGUUCUGCUGGUAGGCACCAAGAGGGACCUACGGAGUGACCUUGAGACAGUGAAGAAGCUAAAGGAACAGAGCCUAGUGCCCACAACGCCUCAGCAAGGCACUUCCCUGGCUAAGCAGGUGGGGGCUGUGAAGUAUCUGGAAUGUUCAGCCCUGAUGCAGGAUGGAGUACAUGAGGUAUUUUUGGAAGCUGUCCGGGCUGUGCUUUACCCUGCCACAAAGAAAAACACCAAGAAGUGUGUCCUGUUAUAGCUUUUGGGGUGCUACUUGGGGACUGCACCUAAGGAGAAUAAGGGCAGAUUCUUCUGACAGCAUUUAACAAUGCCAGUAUGAGCCAUUUGUCUCUUCUCCUGGAAACCUUAGACUCCAGGUUAUUCGGCUUUUGGAGGAACAAAAGCAAGCUAGUUUGUACAAGGCUACUUUGAAGUUUGGUCAGAACCUUUUGGAGGAAGUUUGAGUGUGAGGGUGUGGGUGUGGGUGUGCAUGUGCGUGUGCAGGCAUCUCCCUUGUGAAAGGGGUAAGAGGAGAUACCACCAAGUGCUAUUCUUUUCUGUCCUGGCCAGGCCACGACUAAACAGAGCAGCCUCGUACUGCUCUUUGUACGCUUUUGCUUGUCUGCUUUUAACUUUAAUUUCAGCUUUCCUGGCUGUAUCUGCCAUUGAGCAAGUGCCUCACAGAAGGACAAGUUUCUCCAGUUUUCAGAUCAUUGUCUUAAAUUUUCUGAUAUAUUAAUUUUUGAAAACUAUAUUAUGUGUGAUUCCUGGGUGUUCCCAAUGUUGACACAUUCUUCCCAUUCUUGAGAUGAGACAUUUUUGCAAAAAUGGUUAAGCAGUAUUUUCCAAAGUUCUUUGAGAUGGUAAUAGAUGUUCCUUAAAAGGGUUCUGUGGUCAAAUAAGUCAGGAACCAGUGACUUAAAUAAAGUUCAACAGGUUCCUCUACUGCAGGAAUUUAUAACUUUUAAUAAGUAUUCAACAUUUCCCAAGCUUAUUUCACUGAAAUUUUUUUGGUCCCAUGCCACACCUAUUAACAUCUCUGGAAACAGUUUCAGAGAUGCUGGAAUUUCAGAGAACUAGGAAUUCCUGUGGAGGAGGCUGUGAAAAAAAAAAGCGUAACAUGAUCAUGUGCUUUCUGAUGUUUCCCUCUUCAUGCCUUUGAGAGGAAUGUUUAGCAGCCAUGGCCUUCUUAUUUGUUCCUCUUCCAUCCUCAGGAGGUGGGUGUGGGACUUAGUCAUGAUAGUGCAUUGGGUAUGGGAUCUGAUGGUCAGAUCUGCUAUCAGAUUCUGACAGCAUUAUGGGCCUGGUGAUGUGGAAUUAACAAUCCCUCCAAAAAGCUAUGUCUCUGAGGCUUCUGUGUGGCCCUUUUUUCUCCCUGUCACCUUUCACUUUAGGGAAAGACCACUGAAGGUUAACCCUCUAGAUAAAACCAAUCAAACAAAAUGUCCUGCCAGUCAUUGUCAGGGAGUUCUGUGAUUGCCUCUGAGACUUCUCUUUUGCUGUCAUUCCUCUGAGUCACUAUGAAGGCUACCUUGCUCUCCUCCUGUUCCUCCCUCCUCUGUACAUCUCCCUGUGUGUGUGUUCAGCCCUAGGUACCCCUUGAGUCUUUUAGUUGCUCCAAGAGAGCUGGAGUAUGUUGGAUCUCCAGGCGCUGGGGCUCUUGCCCUUGUGGGGAGUUUGCUGUAGCUGCUCAGCCUGCUCUGGGACACUAGGAGUCAGAUUCCAUAUUCCGGUGUGCCAGCUUCUCCCGCUUCUCCCUAGUUGAGUUUUUUACCUUCUUCAUUUAAUAUGGAAGGAAAACUUACUUCUCCACCUGGCAGACAGUGGUUGACAACUCCACCAUGCACAUAUCCUCUCACCUUGCCAAAACAGCAUUGGAUUUUCAAGUGUUUGGGAAAUGGAACUAAAAGGAUCACAUACUUCCGCCUGUGGUGGGUGAAGUGUCUGUCCUUUGCUCUGUGACAGUCUUGCUGUUGCUCUUUGACAAGAUCUGAUGAGAAUAGCUUCAGGCUAACUGAACCUCCUGGAUAGGGUUGCCAGAUAAAAUACAAUAAGUUUUUACAAAUAGUUUUUUAGUAUAAGUAUGUCCCAUGCAAUAUUUGAGACAUACUUAUACUAGUAAAUUAUUUGCUGUUUUGAGGUGUCCUGUAAUUUUAUUUGCUAUAUCUGGCAACCCUACUCUUGGAGAAUCUGGAACUUGGAAGUCAAGCAGAUAUCAAGUAUUGAUAGAAGAUAAAAGGUUAUAUAGACUCUCUAUUCUUCCUCCUUUACUUCUUUUUCCCUCACCGUGGAGUAAAGUGUUCUGUUUUUCCUUCAUCACUGCACCCUCCACAUCACACAGUACUUCGUUGGUAUCUAUUUCUACACUGUUGAUUGUUUAAAGCUGUGGAGGAUCCAGGAUGGAUAGUAUGGUCCAGCAUAUGCCAUCUAUCUCAAUUUCAAUGUCUCGUGUCUAUUUUCCGACAUGUAACCCAUGGCCUCCUGAGGGAGGUGGCAGGGAUUCUGUAUGAGUAGUGUGUUAACCGGAAGAGGGUGAGGGUGGCCCUCCUCAAGUAAGGCCCAGUAGCACUUUGGAAAGUGGGGCUGCUCCUCUGGUAGCAUGGUGACUGUAGCAGUCAGCUGGCCUGUGGGCAUGCAUGCUCACUGCCCUUGUGUGGAGUCACUGAGUUUCCCACAGGCAGCCAAAUGAAAGCACGCACUGCCCAUGUGGAUUCUGGUCUCGGGAUGUUCUGAUUGAUGCUGCCUGGGGUGCUCACAAGGCUUCAUGGUUGAAAGGGGCUAGAAACAUAGCUGUCACCUGUGUCUCUGGGAAUGUUUUGUUUAGCUACUGAAAUCUUUUAAAUUGGCUUUUAAUUUAAUAGUGCCUCCUGCUCCCCCCUUGCCUGGCAAAUUCCAAAAUGUAACUCUGGGUUUGGUUUUGGCAAAUUCAUGUCCUCUAAUAAAUGGAGGUGUGAUCUACAAGUCUGAGAGAGUGGUUUUGUAUUGGACUGAUUUGAUGGUCCUAGGCAUACAGUGACAUCUUGAUUUUUAUACUUAAAAGGAAUUUGUAUGAAGACUAACAUGUUAAUAUCACUUUUAAAUUAUUCGUAAUGAAUGUUAAUAAACUUUUCUGAUUUUA
Molecule: messenger RNA, 5491 nt
Organism: Equus caballus (horse)
Lineage: Eukaryota; Metazoa; Chordata; Mammalia; Perissodactyla; Equidae
Source: RefSeq, a predicted model, not a curated record